AUGUCACGCUCGACCUGCACCGCGCGAUCGUGGAACCUCUUAGCUCAAUCUAGGAGGCCUGGUUGCUUUGCUCAGAAAAUUCCGCUUAUCACCCACUCCGUACCAACUCGGGACGCGAUCACCUACCUCCCACAUGCAGACGGGUCUAUUGUGCGCAGUUCGGAAAUAUCGUUCAAGCUGGCUCCUAUCAAACAGAAACGGCAGAAGCGUGUACAUGACGCUGCGGACUUGGCUGCUCCCGUUCAAACCCCGCAGCAUGCAAAUGCGCCGGAUGCCAUAAUGGGCAACAUGGACGGUCAACAGAAGAAGCCCCCAUCGUGGCCGGCUCAAGUGCCUGCUUUCAAUGCGUCGACCGGUGGUUAUGACCUGCCGCAUACCGGAAAUCACAAUGCUGCGUAUCGGCGUGUGCUGGAUCAUGGCGCGCAAGGAAACCCAAUGAUGCCAUAUGGGUCCGGAUCAACAGUCAACGUGUCUGCUCCAUACGCGUCAAUGCCCAUGUCCAACCACCCAGCUAGUGGAAAUUUCAAUGAUGGAGGACAAUUGCCGAGCGGGAAUACCCCAGCUUCGCCUUCAAGCGCAUUCGGCGCAUUCAAUGUGCCCAUGUGGAAUCCCGUGAAUGCGAAUAGUCAGUCGAUGACUACAACACAACUCCAACAACCCUACCCAUUCUUCAAUCCGAUGUUCUUCACCCAAAAUGCCAUGGGAAAUGUACCCCCUUUCCCAAUGAUGCCGCCAUUCAACCCAAUGCAGCCUAUGCAGACUCAGAACAUGAGUACAACGGCUGGACCAACGGCGCAACCUUCGAAUGCCGUUCCGCCACGGAGGGCACGAUCACCAACACCGCCGAUGAAGAGGCCAUCACCGACGAAGGAGUACAUGUUACAAGCAUCGAAACCACCACAGACGUCUCCAUCACGACGACCCUUGCUCAUCAUCCUCGAUCUGAACGGCACUCUGAUCUUCCGCAAACACCGCAAAUUGCCUCCAGUAUUUGCUCGUCGCCACGGUCUGGACGAAUUCCUCGAUGAACUGACCACUAAAUACUCAGUCAUGAUCUGGACAAGUUCAAAGCCACCUACCUUGAACGCUGUCUGUGACAAGUUGUUCGAUGCUGAGAAGCGCAAACGCAUGGUGGCAUUGUGGGGCCGUGACAAGUUUGGCCUCACCCCGGUGCAAUACAAUGCCAAGUUGCAGGUGUACAAGGAACUGCGCAAGGUGUGGGCUGCCCCUGAGAUUCAAGCUGUGUAUCCAGGAAAUGAGGACGUCAAGCCAGCCGCCCCGCCCAAACGGACCGGAGGCAAACAUAGCAAGAAGAACCGAAUUCGGCAGCAGGCCGGAGCGUUCCCUCCAGGUCACCGCUGGGACCAGACAAACACCAUCCUCAUUGAUGACAGCAAACUCAAAGCUCUCAGUGAGCCAUUCAAUAUCCUCGAGAUCCCCGAGUUCACCAACGACCCCAACAUCGACGAAUCAGACCUCUUCACCAGAGUCCUCGCUAAACUCGACGUCCUGUCCCGUCACGACGACGUGAGUAAAGUACUCCGUCAAUGGAACGAGCGUGUCGCACAAGGUGAAGCUAGCCUCUUGGACCUUGAACUCGGACCUGAAGAAGACUUCGAUGACGAGGAAGACGGUGGUAUGAGUCUCCUGGCUACCUCGGCCCCUGGUACCUCUGCCAACCCCAUCGACCUCGAUGAAGUACCCUCCAUUACCUCUCAACUCGACCCCAAGGAGGCAACGCGUCUGAGACGAAAGGCCCGCAAGAAGGAGAAGAAGGCUGCCAAAGCUGCCCUCGCAGCCGCCAACCAGCUUGCCCAGAAGACCCAGGCUCAGCCUCAGCCUUCAACUAAAGCCACUGGGCAAAAAAAGCCCCUCUGGGCGCAGGAACUUGAUGUCGAGCGUGAACUCGAGCCCAACGCGCGCAAAAACACCAUCGAUAACACGGGUGGAAAGCGGCACAACCUUCGCCCUAAGCUUCAAUCCAACACCGAGGUCGCUGAUGACCCGUUGGAGGAUGAGGAGAGUCUUCACUAUGACCCCCCAUAUUCUCCGCCCAACGACCAUGCAGGACCUUCCAUCCUAGACAAUGUCCCCUCUCAGGUCACCGUGGAGCCAUGCAACGCUUCUCUGUCCUUGGAUAAGUCUUGGUCCGAGUACAACCAGGGUCGGUCGCUUGAGUCAAGUCCACCCUCCAUGCGACAGCUUCAGCAGGGGUUGGAUGGCCAGGGAGAGCGUCACUUCCCGGCAAACCCAAGCAACCGGCCCUUGUCACCGGUGACCGAUGAUGGAAGACGCUCCGUCUCGCCGGCUACGUCUACUGCGUCCCGGAAUACGUUGCUUGAUAGGCUGGAGGAGGGCCUUGGAAUCAAGCUUAAGAGGUAA
This is a messenger RNA of Penicillium cataractarum, 2382 nucleotides long. Its product is annotated as NIF domain protein. The record is from RefSeq and is a predicted model, not a curated record. The transcript is spliced from 3 exons. Gene Ontology annotation, molecular function: phosphoprotein phosphatase activity. The coding region runs from base 1 to 2382 and encodes 793 amino acids. NCBI's taxonomy places the organism in Eukaryota, Fungi, Ascomycota, Eurotiomycetes, Eurotiales, Aspergillaceae.